UUAAUGUAAUACUUAUCAGUUAGUCAAAUUCUCGUGUCAACAGAGCCACUCCCAGGUGACACCACAAACAUGAGAAUCGCCACAGCGUUGUGCUUUUCGGCUGUACUUUGUACUGUCUAUGCGCACAAUCUACAAGCGAAUUAUUUAGAUAAAACGGAGCUAGAAAUAAGAGCCACGAUAUGGAACGUGGAAGGUAUUAUACAGAAUAUUAACCGUGUUCGUACCGAGAUUGAAGAGGAUACUAUUUUGACAGCUGCAAAGAAAGGGUGGGAACAAAUGAAUAAUCACAGUGAAUUUGUCACUCUGUUGCUGCAGUCGAUGCGCAGAGAAGUAAAUGAUGCUAAGCAAUUUAAAGGUGUAGAUGCUGAACAUUGUUACAAGACUAAUUCCUGGUCCGUAAAGGAGCAUAGUAACAAAGCAUACAAAGAUGCUACGGAGUGUCGAGAAAACGUUGAAACUGCCAUCAAAAAAAGUCUCGGAUUUCUUGAUAACUUUGUAUCGGUUGGAAACGAUCUGCUGAAUCAAUUGAAUAAUAUCUACGUGAUCUGUCACGACGAAGAUGAGUCUAAAAAACAAAGAUGCGUUCUCGAGGAGUACGCACAAAUUAAUAAGGCCGUGGACCAGUUUGAACGGAACGCUGGUUCGGAGAACAUCAAGAACAGUGUAUUACCGGUAUCCGACAACAUCGUUCGGAAUGCCGCCAAAUGUCUGACCGAUGUCUACGUAGUAGCACGCUUCGAAAGUUAUGGUGCAAUGUUGUCCAACUCCAGAUGCGUUCGUGAAGCUGUGGAGAAAAAUUAUAAACAAAGUUUUGAACUUGAAGAAAACUAGUGCAUUUUCGUCGAUUACGAUUUACG
Monomorium pharaonis (pharaoh ant) is the source of this 857-nucleotide messenger RNA. RefSeq lists its product as uncharacterized. The record is from RefSeq and is a predicted model, not a curated record. Lineage: Eukaryota; Metazoa; Arthropoda; Insecta; Hymenoptera; Formicidae. The coding region runs from base 70 to 831 and encodes 253 amino acids. The transcript is spliced from 4 exons.